AUGGGAGCUUUUACGAAUUAUAUUUUGAUUUUUCUUUUGACGCUUCUUGGAACCUACAUUUUUAACACAGAAGAACUUGAAAAUCCAAAGUUUCAAUAUGCAGUCAGUCAUGUUCACGAUUCAAGCUGUAACCGAAAAGUCGCCUUGGGUGACUUCGGCCAAUUUCCCGUGGUAUUUUUGAGCUCGUUUCCUGGUUCGGGCAACACGUGGGCCCGUCAGGUUCUCGAGGAUACGACUGGCUUCUACACUGGCUCAGUUUACUACGAAAUGGAAAUGACGCGCAAUGGACUCAAAGGCGAGAUGGAACACACCAGGAGUGGACGAACUAUUGCGGUGAAGAAUCACGGACAGAAAGAGUACGAAAGUGCAGAAGGCAUCAUCAUGGUCCUGCGAAAUCCCUACGACGCGACUCUUGCUGAUUAUAAACGCCAAAUGUCGGGCUCGCAUACUGGCAAUUUGGAAAAGAAAGAUUUCGAAAACGAGAUUUGGCGAAAAUUCAUCGACCAGCACAUGCAUCGCUGGUUCGGAAGCGCUGUUUGGUUUCCGAUGUUUGCUGAAAAGGCGAAAAUUCCGAUGCUGAUCAUUUACUACGAGGAUAUGAAGGAAAAUCUUGUGAAAGAAAUGCGGAAAGUCGUCGACUGGUACCGCGAGCAUUUCAAAAUUCCACUUGACGACGCGGAGCAUCGUCUCGAUUGCCUUCUGAAGCAGGAAGUGAAAUUCCACAGAAAGAAAACUGAUCUCGGCGAUAUUUGGCCGGCCGACAAGAUUCCUGGACUCGACAAGGGAAUCAGAGAGAUGCAGGCUUUUUACGAGCAUCACCAGCUGCCAGAAAUGCCAGAUUCGUAUCUAAAAGACCCGGAAAAGUCGAAAAAACUUCCGUCUGAGCAUUUACAGAUGACUGUAGUUACUUCCCACGCGAUCAAAAAGGUCGAUGAAACAGUCAAAAAGAGAGAACUCUUCAUGAAAAACGGCCAGCAAUAUGUUUUCACGACUGCCGAUCAAUUCCGAGUAAAAGCCGACUAG
Messenger RNA from Oikopleura dioica, 1023 nucleotides. Lineage: Eukaryota; Metazoa; Chordata; Appendicularia; Copelata; Oikopleuridae. The record is from the annotation of a GenBank genome assembly.